Hemibagrus wyckioides is the source of this 1378-nucleotide messenger RNA. RefSeq names its product pleckstrin homology domain-containing family S member 1-like. The record is from RefSeq and is a predicted model, not a curated record. Bases 131 to 1312 code for a protein of 393 amino acids. NCBI's taxonomy places the organism in Eukaryota, Metazoa, Chordata, Actinopteri, Siluriformes, Bagridae. The transcript is spliced from 13 exons. Gene Ontology annotation, molecular function: protein binding.
GAUAGCCUUGUUUCUGUUUGCUUCCUCUCGGUAUUAGUUAAAAUAGUAAAUGUAACACACUGAUACACAUCAACACAUAUGAAAUAACAGAAGUGGUUUUUAUUUCAGGAAGUCUUACGACAGUGUCCAAAUGUUUAGCAAGCUGAAGAAUUCAGCAAGUAAAAAUUCCAGGUUAUACCAUGUCCCGGCAAACAUGGAAGAGGUGCAGUCUGGCUACUUGUACAAGUCACCCCCACAGACCCUUUUCAGAUCCUUGAAAUCGUGGAAGAGGAGGUACUUUGUGCUCGAUAAGACAACUGCAAAUAAAUACGAGCUGAAAUUCUUCAAGGACGAAAACAGAAGAGAGAAACCUCUAGGACAAAUCAACCUUUAUCAGGUCUCACUGCUUUUCCGGCAUCCAGAGUCACACCCGAUUUUAUUGUGGAUACAAAGAAACUUUAGAUGCUCUGCAUCCUGUGUUCUGUACAUGAAGGUUCCAAACAGAGAAUAUUUCCUGGUUGGACAAAACAGUGAUGAGGUGGAGGACUGGUUUAAUGCCAUAUUUAAGGCUCUGAACACACUGCCCAACUCAGAGGAAUUCAGGAAAAGUAGGUCAAUAUCUGAGCCUUUGUAUGUUUAUCAUGAUGCAAAAUGGUCUGAAAACCAAGAACAGAAAGAACCUGAUCCAGUUGCUUCAUCUCUUCCAAUAAGACAGUCUGCCCCCGAGUCCUUCAACUCGCUAUACUCUCACUAUGAUUAUCCCAAGAAUUACAUGAUGACAAUAUCACAACCUCAGGAAAGUGAAGACACUGAUGAAGAUGAAGAAGAUGAAAUAAACAUAAACAAAGAAAGUGAAACAAAAGGAAACAUCAGCUACUACAUGGACAUGGGAAGUGUGACAGAGGUACUGAGAGGGGCUCAGGAUGAAGAAUCUUUGUUUCCUCAGACAGAUCUGGAGGGAAGUAAUGUUUUGGAGAACUCGAUCCUCCAGACUGGCAAUAAGGGCACUGGCUCCACUGCUCUGAUCAGCCAGAUUUCACCAGCAAGUGAAAUGGGCAUUCCUGUGGAGAAGGACAUUUUUGUUAGUCAUGAUGAGCUGAAAAACCGUGUGAUCCUCUCAGAGGAAGGGGGUAAAGUAUGUGUGUCCAACUGGAAGCAUACGCAGUCCUCUGAUCUGUUCCAUGAGGGUGACCAAAUCCUAGCUAUUAAUGACCUCCUUACAAACAGUCUGGGGGAGCUGCAAACUUAUCUAAGGAGGCUUACUAAAGACCGGGUAAAAUUGACUAUCCUAAGACAGGCAGGGUCCCAACCGUUAAGUGGAUGUUGCAUGUAAUGUGCUCUGAUUCUGUGCAUCUCCCAGCACUGUUCAUUUGAAAUACAGACGUGUGUUGGAUAUGAU